AUGCCGCCUGCAGUUGGGGAAGACGAAAAUCGCAGACCGGAAUGCACACGGACGACCAAUGGAAUCACAGCUCGAAGCUUAGUUUUCGCUCGAGACGUCUUGUCUCGAAAUUAUAAUCAGAGCAGAUUUCUCUCGUGUCGCUACAGUAUUGACCCGGCCUUUCCAUCCGUACAAGGAAAGGAAACUUAUGGGCCAAUGAUGUGCCCUGUCGCUGCAGGACUUUAUGCAAACCCCGCCUUAUAA
Messenger RNA from Ascochyta rabiei, 243 nucleotides. RefSeq lists its product as uncharacterized. The transcript has 2 exons. The coding region runs from base 1 to 243 and encodes 80 amino acids. NCBI's taxonomy places the organism in Eukaryota, Fungi, Ascomycota, Dothideomycetes, Pleosporales, Didymellaceae. The record is from RefSeq and is a predicted model, not a curated record.